Rodentolepis nana is the source of this 1308-nucleotide messenger RNA. Lineage: Eukaryota; Metazoa; Platyhelminthes; Cestoda; Cyclophyllidea; Hymenolepididae. The record is from the annotation of a GenBank genome assembly.
UUGAAAAAAGGCUAUGAGAAAAACCGCUCUCGUCAGAGCGAAUCACAACGUCUUCAGAUCCUCCAGUGGAAUGCUGGAAGGAUGUCACAGGACAAGAAGAUUAAAGUACAGAAAAUCCUACAAACCUAUGAUGUAGACAUUUUCACAAUUAUGGAAGCAAACAUUUCGGAUGACAAACUGAAGUACUUCCAAUUCCCAGGUUAUACCCUGUACCUUCUACCUAAAUACCGGCAAGUUGCAAGUGGAAUUCUAACUAGAGUAAAAGAAGGCCUCAUCUUACACUACGAUCUAAUCAAGAGUAUGGACAAUGAACUUCCCCUCAACUUCAACCAACAUCCUGAAAAUCUUUGCACUGCUAUCACAAUUAUUAUGAUCGGAUGUGCAAAGAAAUUUCUUCUCCGAGGCAAGACUAAACACUAUCGAGUGUUUUGGUCUAGACACCUUGAGGAACUGAAAAGAAAGCGGGACGCCAUUCGCAACACUGCUGAUCAGACUGGAAGAACGGAAGACGUACAAGCUUGGAGACGACAAUCAGCUGUCCUAAGGCAAGCCAUCUUACAAGCUAAACGCACUUCUUUCGACAAGUUCAUCUCAAAUAUCAACUAUCAAUAUACGGAAAUGCUCUAUCAAAAUCCAAUCUUUUGCCUGGCCUUAAAUGCUCUAUCAAAAUCCAAUCCUUUACAAACAGGCCUUUCACAGGGUCCACAGGAAGCUGUCACAACCUGCACUCUUUUCAAUGUCCUCAUCAAUGACAUAGCCGAAUUGUCAGCAAUAAAAUCAAUUGGAAGUAGAGAGCCCCCCAAAACAGCUGAGGAAUGUAGAAAACUCCAUGAGCUGCUGAGAGAGAAAAACAAAACAGUGGUCCUACAAUGGAUUCCUGGUCACUGUGGAAUUAUAGGCAAUGAGCUUGCUGACACACUUGCUAAGAAGGGGACAACGAUUUUGCAAUGCAUGGACCGGCCGAUGUCUUUCCACACUAUGAAGGCCUUAAUCAGAAGAGAAUUCCAGACCUCAAGGUGCAACGAACUUAAAACUCGAACAAAGGAGAAACAGUGGACAGUGGCACUCUCCGACAUACCCGACUGGCCAAGAAUCGAAGCCGUUGCUGAGUUUAGACUACGUACCGGACGCGAUUGCUUGGCAAAACACCUUCACAGAUUGGGAGUACACACUCAACCCACAUGCCCUCUAUGUAACCUACAGGAGGAAACGGAGAAGACCCACCUGAUUCGGUGUCCAGCCCUUAAGGCAACGACGGAAAGCCAGAGAUACUGGGAAGCAAGAAGACAGCUAAUGAAUUGCUAUUAA